Molecule: messenger RNA, 7685 nt
Organism: Hypanus sabinus (Atlantic stingray)
Lineage: Eukaryota; Metazoa; Chordata; Chondrichthyes; Myliobatiformes; Dasyatidae
Gene: arnt2
Product: aryl-hydrocarbon receptor nuclear translocator 2
Exons: 19
Coding region: 153-2210 (685 amino acids)
Biological process (GO): regulation of transcription by RNA polymerase II
Cellular component (GO): cytoplasm; aryl hydrocarbon receptor complex; nucleus
Molecular function (GO): DNA-binding transcription factor activity, RNA polymerase II-specific; protein dimerization activity; RNA polymerase II cis-regulatory region sequence-specific DNA binding
Source: RefSeq, a predicted model, not a curated record
GCUCCUCAUGGCCGCGGGGAUGAGCUCGGAUGUGUCCGAUUCGGUGGCCCUAACGGCCGCCAGCAAUCCGGUGACACCCGGCUCCGGGCAGGUGAGGGUGCUGGGAGCGGUGCCCGCCCGCGGAGGAAAGCGACGCUCAGGACUGGAUUUUGAUGAUGAAGAUGGAGAAGGGCCUAGCAAAUUUUCAAGGUAUGCUCAUCAAAGUCCGUGGUGAUAAAGAAAAUUAUGCAAGAGAGAAUCACAGUGAAAUUGAGAGACGCCGUCGAAACAAGAUGACUGCUUACAUCACAGAAUUAUCUGACAUGGUACCAACAUGCAGUGCUUUAGCACGCAAACCUGAUAAACUGACGAUUCUUCGCAUGGCUGUGUCUCAUAUGAAGUCUUUAAGGGGAACAGGAAAUACUUCGACUGAUGGUGCCUAUAAACCUUCAUUUCUAACAGAACAGGAAUUGAAGCAUCUUAUUUUGGAGGCAGCAGAUGGAUUCCUUUUUGUUGCUGCAUCUGAGACGGGAAGAGUCAUCUAUGUAUCGGACUCAGUUACACCUGUUUUAAACCAUCCACAGUCCGAGUGGUUUGGAAGCACUUUGUAUGAUCAAGUUCAUCCAGAUGAUGUUGAGAAGCUCAGAGAACAGUUGUCUACAUCAGAAAGUUCUAUGACAGGUCGUAUUCUGGAUCUCAAGACUGGCACAGUUAAAAAGGAAGGGCAGCAGUCUUCCAUGAGAAUGUGUAUGGGAUCCAGACGUUCCUUUAUUUGUAGAAUGAGGUAUGGAACAGCUCCUCUGGAACACAUCUCAUUGAGUAGACUGACGGUUCUGCGAAAGAGAUACAGGAAUGGUUUGGGACCUGUGAAGGAAGGAGAAUCACAGUAUUCGGUGGUUCAUUGCACUGGAUACAUCAAGGCUUGGCCACCAGCAGGAAUGAACAUUCCAGAAGAGGAAUCAGAUGGUGGGCAAAGCAGUAAAUUUUGCCUAGUUGCAAUUGGACGACUUCAGGUCACCAGCUCACCUGUGUGCAUGGAUAUGAAUGGCCUCACCAUCCCCACCGAGUUCUUGUCCAGGCAUAAUUCAGAUGGACUCUUCACGUUUGUGGAUCAUCGAUGCAUCACUGUUAUAGGGUACCAGCCGCAGGAGCUCCUGGGAAAAGAUAUUGUAGACUUUUGCCACCCUGAAGAUCAAAGCCAUGUGCGGGACAGUUUUCAGCAGGUUGUGAAAUUGAAAGGACAAGUCCUAUCAGUGAUGUACCGUUUUCGAACAAAAAGCAGGGAAUGGUUAUGGAUACGGACAAGUAGUUUUACUUUCCAGAAUCCUUAUUCAGAUGAAAUUGAAUAUAUUAUCUGCACCAAUACUAAUGUAAAGCAACUUCAGCAACAACAACAAGCUGAGCUGGAAGUUGGUCCAAGGGAAGGUCUACCUUCCUAUGACCCUUCACAGGUCCCUGUUUCAUCUGUAUCCGCUGGUGUCCAAGAGCAUGGGAAAUCAAUGGACAAAACAGACCCAUUAUUUUCACAAGACAGAGACCCCAGGUUCAGCGAUAUCUACACUGGUAUUUCACCUGGUGAAAAGAAGACAAUGUCAUCACCGUCAGCUGCUGGAAGCCAGCAGAUCUACUCACAAGGAAAUUCAUUCCAGACAGGACGUGCAGGACAAACAUUCAGCACUUCAAUGGUACCUGGAGGAAACAUCAUUCAGCAGACAUCUUCAGCAGGUCAAAUUUUAGCUCAAAUAUCUCGCCAAUCAAAUGCCAAUCAGGUCUCUGCAACAUCCUGGACUGGAAGUCGACCGCCUUUCUCAGGGCAGCAAGUGGCCUCCCAAUCCAGUAAGGGACAGUCACCACCUUUUGCCAUGGGAUCAAGUCAUAGUUUUCCUGCAGACCCAGCUACGUUCAGCCCUCUCUCCAGUCCAGUGUCUACGUCUUCCCCUGGAGGACCCUCUUACACCAGCCUGGCAAAUCGAACCACUAGUUUUGCUGAGAGUGGACAAAGCAGCGGGCAGUUCCAGGGCAGAUCCUCCGAAGGCUCAGCGGUAUGGUCUCAGUGGCAAGCCCAGCAUCACAAUCAACAAGCCAACGAGCAGCAUACACACCAACAACAAGCACAACCUGAGGUCUUUCAGGAUAUGUUGUCCAUGCUUGGAGAUCCAACACAGGGCACUGGAAAUUACAACAAUGAGGACUUUGCUGAUCUAAGCAUGUUCCCAUCUUUUUCUGAAUAAAUACUUCAAUAAAUGUCCACCUGCUCAGUUAAAAAGUGAGCACUUAAAUGAAGUAAAUAUCUUCAGAUUAGGAACUAGAUUUCCAAAACUUGAGCCACUUAAAUAAAGCCAAAUGGAAUUAAUUCAAUUACAAUAGCUAACAAUAUUGAACAUUCCAGGCAAGAAACUGUGGACCUACAACAAACCAAUGAAUUGUAAUGAAUACUGAGGUGUUCCCAGAUAUUGUAAGAUUACACUCACCACUACCCAGUGAGAAAAUGGUUACAAUACCACAGAUAUUAUUUGACCAUUUCUCAACAAUUACCACAUUAUUGCUCUGCUUUUGCAAUGUAAUAACACUGAAACUGUUGGCAUUCACCAUCAGUACUCUGUGUAAAAUAACCAUUUCAGCAUUUCUGUAUAUGCUUUUAUAAACACAGAAGUCUAAAGGUCUGUCAGUGAUCUGCCCAACCAAUAAGUGCACUACAAUUCUGGACUUCUCAUGAGUUUGUUGUGAGAGAGGAAACUGGGCUAAACCUAGCAUUUACAUCACAGAGAACUCUGUGCCAGGUCCAAGGAGACUCCACUGAUUUGAAUAAAAGAAACCAACUACAUGAGCCUAAGGUAAAAGUCCAGUAAUUUAAAAAAAAACUUAUAGUUAAUUAAAAUACUCAUAUCUUUGCAGGAUUUUUUAAAAGUCUUGAAUGUCUUAAUUUAGAAUUUUUAAUGUUUAAAAUUGUUUAUUUUAAUUUUCUAAUCUAUUUAAGUUUAAUUUUGCUUUUUACAAUAUUUUAACAUUUUUGAAUGUCUCAGAACUUUUCAGUUUUUUUUUAAAGAUUUUAUACUUUGACAGCUCUGGUCAGGUCUGGAAAUGUUUCUUACUGGACAGUCAAUCCUUCUUUCAUUUUGUGGACAGGGCUACCUUCGACACAUGGUAGUCCUUAUGUCACGGAAAGUCCUAAUUAGGCACAGAGCCUCACCUAGAGAAUACUCCCUGUAGUUUCUGCAGAUUCCUACUGGGAGGAUUGCUUUAUUUUUACUGGUUAUUGUUGGGUUACCACUGAUUGCACAGUGUGCCCAGCGUUUGUGUCUGAGUUGUACCUGCUUUAUUAACAACUGCAAUGCAUUGCUGAGGAAGUGGGAAUCCGUACGAAGACGGCCACAAAAGGAAAAUUAUAGUUUGAUUGCAGAAUGCUUUUAAGUCAAGUAGACAAUGAAAUAUUUUAUGAUUCAUAGUUAACAAAAUAUAUAAAUCACAUCUGUGCCGUAGAGAACAAUUCAACAAGCCAAAAGUAUCUUUGCUUUGUACUGCAGUUGUUUGAUGUGACCAGCAUUUCCUUCUCCAUUUAUAUAUGAUCCAAUGUUGUUAACCACUGGCUUAUAAGAUAAAACUUCAGCUCUGUUAGAACGUCUUGAAAAGGAAAGUGGCCAAUACCUUGAAAAUGCCAGUUCCUGAAGGAAAGAGAGGGACCAACCAAUCUUCCACAUCACUUUGUCCCACCUGCCAAACAAAAGUACCAUUCUCCAACUUCUUAAGUUCACUCGAGAGAUAAAUCUCACAGCGGGCUGCAGCAGGCUGAUUAUAUUUGGUUCAUUUCUUUAAGGGCUUAUUUUUAUAUUCAUUAUAAAAAUUGAGAAAGAUGCCAUCAAAUUCAUGCUUUAACUUCAAUGUGCUGCGAUCAUUGUGUGAUGUUGUGAUGUUGUCUGAGUUUUCUGUAAGUCCUCAAUAAUGUUUCUCAGUUAUGCACUGGGACAGGGGUCUGUUUCUGUAUGUGUAGUACUAAUGGAACCAAUUAAACAGUUUAAGCAAAAACUUGGGAGCUUUGAUGUCACAAUGAAAAUGGUAGGAUGAGAUGGUAGUCACUCAAUUAGAAUUCAAUUAGCAUUUACUGACACCCAAGACAAAAAUAUAAUUUAGAGAUCCUUCCUGAACUCAAAAGAAGAGAAGCUGCUGAAGGUCUUUGAAAAGAACAGGUCACACUUAUUCCCACCGCUAUCUGUAAGGAGUUUGUACGUUCUCCCUGUGACCAUGUGGGUGUUCCGGUUUCCUCCCACAGUCCAAAGACGUACGGGUUAGUAGGUUCAUUGGUCAUUGUAAAUUGUCCUGUAAUUAAGCUGAGGUCAAAUCAGGGGUUGCUGGAAGGUCCUACUCUGUGCUCUAUCUCAGUAAAUAAAUUAAAUGAUAAACUUAUAGCCAGAGCGUCACUCCCUGAGUGCACUUAAUUGUGUUUGCACCAAAUAAUUUUCCAUUGUAAAUUGAAGAAUAUCCAAACUUUUUGCAUUUGGUAGAAAUGCAGACACUGUUGUUUUAAAAUAUAUCAGAAUAAUGGUUACCUUUUAAAAAUCUGUUUUUCUAAUGCUAUGUAUUGAUUUAUGCAGUUUAGAUAAUACUGCAAAUGCAAAAAGAAACUGGAGAUUACCUCCAAUUUUUCUGGCCAUCUUAUAGUUGAUAAGACAUUUUUUUCUUUGAAGAGCACCUUCAAAAACUCUUACAUUGAUUUCCUCUUCAUAAUGACAAUGGUUGUCCUUUCCUUUGCACUCCAUUCCAAUUGGUGAACAGACCAAAUGUGCAUGGUGGAUCAUCCGGCAGGGAAUACUGCUGCAAAGAUGAACACCUCCCACUACAAUUUAACUUUCUUCCCUCAGUUUGUUCUACAGUUGCUUACAGCAUAGGAAUCAAGUCUUUGCCAGUUUGCAGAACAACGUGUUUAAGUGUCAGUCUAGGAAAUAUCCCUAUGCAAUUAAAAUGUAAUUUCCACAUUUCUGCUUCCUGUGGUUUAACCAAAGGAAGUUACUCAUAAUAACUAAUAAAAUGUGUCUCUAGUAUAGGCAGUUAACUAGUGAAUGAGUUGCAUUGCACUAAAAGCACCAGAUAAACAAAAGGACUGUACUUUAGAGGAAACGUAUAAGAGGAUAUCUGCAUUUCACAACUUGUUGAGUUAAUGUGUAACCUUUGAGGCUGAACCCCUUCAAUGAACCAAACUAUUUUUUAAGGUUGAUGAUAUUCCAUCAAAUUAUUUCCUUUAUCUUUAACAAAAUGCAAAAUAAGGCCAGAAUAAUUAAAACACACAUUCUCUUCCACAAUCAAUGAAAUCCAUAUGGAUGGAACUAUUAAAGAUUAAAAUUAAUCCAUUCAGAAUUAGCUUCCUGUGCAAUCCAGUUUCUUACAUUUUAUUUGAGUUUUUUUCUCUCUUAUAAUUCCUUUUCAAUAAUGUUUAAUUAAACCUGCCAAUACUCAGCCAUUGAAUCUUUUGUUGACUCGUCACAUUAAAACCAAGAACAGAAGAACAAUAGAAAUGGAAAUAACAACAAAAAUUACAUUUCUAUGGUAACUUUAACCUGAAAUUUCCAUAAACAUCAUGAGUGAAGUAUCAAUCACAUAACCAAAAAUAUGGUCAAAGUUUUGAGAGUGACUUAAAGGGGAAGUAGAUAGUGUGAUUUGAGGAGAAAAUUUUGGAGCUCAGGGCUUAGUUGGUGUGGCAGUGCAUGACAGCCUCUGCCAGAUAGAAGCUAAGUCAGGAGGCAUAGAUUCCUAAAUGGAAGGAGUGAAGAUAUUGGAAAUUUUAGGCCUGGAAAGAAUCAAAGAAAUGUGAAUUUUUAUGGAGUUGGAGUUAGUGAAAGAACACUGUAAGAGGGUUAGGUCAUCUCAAUCCCUACGGACUGCCUAAGAAAAAAGUAGUACUGAUCCUCACCAAUCAGGAGGCUUCACUGUGAUAUUAAACCAAUAAUGAGACCAAUAUAGGCACCCAAAGCCCUACCUUCACAGUACAAAAUACUGUAGUUUUAUUUUUGUAGUUUCUCUGAGUCUGAGUGCUUCAAGUAGCAACCAAUUUCUCAUUGUCCCCACCCUCUGGAGCAGAUGUUCCUGCAGAAUCUUUGGUUCCAGCCAGAUUCAAAUGGAAAUCUGACUUGGCCUUGGUCAAUCACGAAUCAUAGACUGUGCAAACUUACUUAAGGUAUAAUUUCUGCAGCAGGAUCUAUAACUUAAUCAUGUUGAAAUUGUAGCUAUUUAAGAAAUAAUGAGCAUUGAAAUAUCUUGUUAAUUUAAACACCCUUGUCAAGUUGAUGUUUUCAUUGAGUAAUCUAUGUUGGACAAAUGUUGUCUGUAACAUAUUAAACCUGUUUAAUGUUAAAGCUUCUGCUUAAUGCAUUAGAUUAAAAGUUAAUUUCUGCAGAAUUUAAGUGCAGAAUGGAACUGUAAAUAGUUGUGUUAGGAGCACAGUGAAUCAAUGUUUAGCAAACGUUCUGUAUUUUCAGUGUAUUGUAAGUACUUCUGAAGUAAUUUCAUGUAAUGUAGUAUUCUAAUUUCUGCAAAAGUGCUUUUAUUUUUGUAUAUUGUAGUAUCAUUAACUAUGUUUCAUUAAGUAAAAAAUGUAACUCCACCAAUAAAUAUGCUUCUUAAGUCAGUAUAGUUAUAAAUGUAAUUGUGCAGACAUGUUUUAGAGAAAGGACAACUUUAAUAAUGAUUACUUUGAAGUAAUUUGCUGUGGACCAAGUGUUAAUCUUGGAAAAAUCCAAAUUGGAGGUUGAAAUAUCAACUCAAGUAUAUACUCUGCCCUCUUUUCUUCCAUUGAAUUUAACAAAAAGCAAAAUCAUUUGGAUCGUUUAACGUGGGUGGGUGGAAUGGGGUGGGGGUAUGUAACAGAUCAAGAGUGUGAUGGCCAGGUCAGAAUUGUUUUACCACAGCCAUUUACAUCGUCUUCAGUUUAACCUAUUGUUUAGAAAUUUGGAUCGGCUGGUAUGGUAGAAUUUCUUUGUUGACUGACGAAGGACAAUUUUGCUCAUACUACACAGGCUAUCUUAAUAACAUAUCAAUAACAAUGUACAAAACUUUGGUUUUAGUCACAUUGUGCACUUUCUAGCACAAAUAGCCACAAGAUUCAGAUACACGUCACACUUUUGAAGGGUGAUACUUAUAUAGAUAAAUACAACUAAAAUGGCACAAGUGUAAAGAUUUCCAAAUAUUGUUUAGAUUUUAUACUAUAAUACAUGAGGAUUCAAAACACUAAUCAUUUUAUUUCAGUCUUUCACUUGUGAGUUUUUCAGUUAUUUGUUUCUAAGGCCUGUGAUUUCAAAGUAGGACUGUUUUAAUUACCAUGCCUGUGUUUCAAAUAUAAUGUUUAACUAGAUUAUCAUUUUUAUUCAUUGGUUCUCUGUCAAAAACUUUAAGCUGCAAUAUGCUGGACAAAAUCAGUUUGUAAUUUAUCUGCUGUUACAAACAAUAUACAGUUAAUGUGAAAUAUUUAAUCAUAUGCUGUUGUCUAUGUCUUAACUGUGAUCUUUAAUUAUUAACGUAGCACACUAAAACAAAAAAAGGCAGAAGUUAAAGAAGUAAUUGGUGUGAUGUAUCUGUAAUGCUGCUAAUAAACUAAACGAAUAGCUAUUUUCUGUCCAUUCACUUGUCUUUGUCUACAGGAUCCUGGCCUGAUUUUUGUUGUAUUCAUCUUUGACUCAUGACUCAGUUCAGUAUGUUUUGAGGCGAUCUUUAGCCAGUUA